Molecule: messenger RNA, 990 nt
Organism: Daldinia decipiens
Lineage: Eukaryota; Fungi; Ascomycota; Sordariomycetes; Xylariales; Hypoxylaceae
Product: peptidase
Exons: 2
Coding region: 1-990 (329 amino acids)
Source: RefSeq, a predicted model, not a curated record
AUGUCUUCAAUCAUAGUUCCAAAGGCUUUAGACCCAGGUGCAACAAUUGCCUUCAUAUCGCCCUCAGCUCGACUUAAUGACCAAUAUCCUGCUGCCGUGUUACGAGCUACCGCCGUACUCAAAGGACGAGGCUACAACGUUCGUGAGUUCUAUAAUAAGGAUAUAGGCAUUCAAUCAUCUAUUAUCAACCGCAUAUCCGAGCUGCGCGCCGCCUGCCUAGAUACUAAGGUUUCCGCCAUUAUCUGCACCGUCGGUGGGCCAUCCUUCACGGAGUUGCUACCAGGUCUGAUUGCCGAUACGGAUCUACAUAAUAUCAUCCGCGCCAACCCCAAGAUAGUUCUUGGCGCGUCCGAAUCAGUUGAUGAUGAAACAUUGCCACUUGCAUUCUGUAUUAAACACCUCUUCCGUGCUAUCGCGGAUCGGGAACCUAUUGGCGACGUCUCGCGGUCGCCAACGUAUGCGCAUAAGCAUCCUUCUUGGUUCCACGAUCCGGCAUCUAUACACAAAACAGAGCUCGUCCCUACUCCCGGUUGGAUAUGGCUCCGGCCAGGCAAGGCGCAGGGACGGCUCUUUGGUGGCUGUCUAUCCGUUAUGGCACGUCUCAACGGAGUACGACAAAUCGUCCCAGAUUGGCGGGGCCGGAUUAUAUUCUUCGAGACUGCUACUGGCGAAAAGUUUGGAUCAGGAAACCCGAUAGAUCGGGUAAAGGCUGGGAUUGCAGAUCUUAUUGCCCAGGGUGUUUUUGAAGAUGCCGCGGGCUUAGUAGUAGGGCGUCCGUUCGGGUACGACUCUACGAAGCAGAGAGAGAAAUAUAUCAGUGUUAUCAAAGGUCUCUUAUGUGAUGGUCCGCUCUCUAAGAAGGAAUUCCCCAUUCUAUUUAAUGUCGACGUUGGACAUACAACACCGAUGGUCACCUUGCCGUUCGAUGCGCUAGCUAUAUUAGACUCUGAAAAAGAUCAGUUUGCUGUUCAAGAGUCGGGAGUUGUAUGA